UUUGGGAAUUAUAAUUGUCCAUGUGGGACACACACACACCCAGGGGAAGAUCUGCCUGGGACACCCAGUGCCCAGCACGGGAGCCCACACCUCCUGCUUGCAAAGCCCCCUCCAACCUGCAACUAAAGAAAGGAUGUUCCAAGCAGUGGCCUCAUUUCUAUCUUGACCUAAACAGGGUUGGGAGAGCAGGCUAGGGACCUACAGGAGGGCUCAGCCUUGAGAUUGUGCAGCAGACACAACAAGGGGUGGGGACCCCAGCGGGCAGGGGUGGGGCAAAGCAGGUGAUAUCCAGACCAGAGACCAGAGCCUAGCACUCCCUGGGAUUCUCUCCCCAUGGACCGCACCGUGGUGCUCAUCACCGGCUGCUCUUCAGGCAUCGGCCUGCACCUGGCCCUGCGGCUGGCAUCCGACCCAUCUCAGAGCUUCAAAGUGUAUGCCACACUACGGGACCUGAACACACAAGGCCUGCUGUGGGAGGCAGCCCGGUCUCGAAGGUGCCCUCCUGGCUCCCUGGAGACGUUGCAGCUGGACGUGAGGGACGCAGAUUCCAUAGCCGCUGCCCGGGAACGCGUGACUGAGGGCCGCGUGGAUGUGCUGGGGCUGCCUUUCAACGCCGUUUACUGCGCCAGCAAGUUUGCCCUCGAAGGACUAUGCGAGAGUCUGGCUGUUCUGCUGCCGCCCUUCGGCGUCCACGUGAGCAUCAUCGAGUGCGGCCCGGUGCGCACCGCUUUCCAGGAGAAGCUGGAGGGCGGAGCGCUGGACGCGACGGACCCCGAGACCCGCGACCUCUUUAGACGCUACCAGCGCCACUGCGAGCGGAUCUACCGGGAAGCGGCCCAGGACCCGGACGAGGUGACAGAGGUCUUCCUCACCGCGCUGCGCGCCCCGAAGCCCGCCCUGCGCUACUUCAGCACAGAGCGCUUCCUGCCACUGGCGCGUCUACGCCUGGACGACCCCAGCGGCUGCAGCUACGUCGCCGCCAUGCACCGCACAGUGUUCAACGACGAGGCCGCUGAGGGUCCAGAGGGCACCCCUGAGGAGGUCGGAGCCGAAGAGCUGGGGGGUCCCGAGCUCGGUGCUCCUCCUGCCGCCCCUCGGUAAAGGCUUGCUUGGUUCGCUGCAGUCUCCCGCGCUCUCCUUUGCGCCCCUGGGGGUGUGCGAUUCUGAGGGAUAGAACGGGGCUCCUGGCUGCACUGUCCUUGUGCUACAAGUGGCACACGCAGCGGGUAGGUGAUCAGGAAAGAUCGUGUCACCCUCAGUUAUAACUACGAGGAAACCAAAGCCCAGAAAGAGGAAGGGGCCCCAGGGUUACACUUCGAGUACACCACAGGGCAGGGACGAGAGUGGUCCCUGGAUUCCCAAGGGGUGUCUGCAGCAAAAGAAGUUAGACUGGGUGGGGAGAGAGUCUGUUGUGACUUGGCUGCCUCUAGCCAUGGGACCUCAGGCACGUUUCUUACCUGGAGUCUGUUUUUUAAUCUGUAAAAUGGGUAUAAUACCUAUGUCAUGGAUUGUAUUAAAGAUAGAGAGAAUGCAUGAAAGUGCUGCCAUAGAGGUCUUAAUAGCAGACACGACUGUUAUUCCCAUUAGUAGUAUUACUUUUGUAAUUGUAUUCCCAUGCAGAAGACAGAUGUGUAAAUAAGAAACAAGGCUAAGUGAGUCAAAAGGAGGCAGCCCCACUCACUCUUGUCCUUGCCCCGUACCCUAGACAAAACUGUUUGAGAGAUCCCCAACAGCCCAGAAGCCGCUUCUCACUAGGAGGUUUAGCUGAGGCUCCAGGCCUGGCUGGUCUGCCCAAUGUUCUGUCCUUCCUGAAACCAGGGGCAGGAGCCACUGAAAGAGUAGUUGGGGUUGUAGAGUCACAGUCUCCGAGGUAGGGUUGCGGGGGAGAGUGGAGAACAGAUGGAGACUAGGUGAGAAGGUUGUAAGAGGUGGAAAG
This is a messenger RNA of Manis pentadactyla (Chinese pangolin), 1936 nucleotides long. It is a transcript of the gene HSD17B1, whose product is annotated as hydroxysteroid 17-beta dehydrogenase 1. The record is from RefSeq and is a predicted model, not a curated record. The transcript has 5 exons. Gene Ontology annotation, cellular component: cytoplasm. Bases 334 to 1101 code for a protein of 255 amino acids. Gene Ontology annotation, biological process: estrogen biosynthetic process. Gene Ontology annotation, molecular function: estradiol 17-beta-dehydrogenase [NAD(P)+] activity. Lineage: Eukaryota; Metazoa; Chordata; Mammalia; Pholidota; Manidae.